AUGGUACAUUAUCUUCUAGCCCAACCAUUUUGGGCUUUUCUUUUAAGCCUUUAAAACCUAUUUUCUUCUUUUUCUCUUCGUUUUCUUCUGCAACUCCAACCAAAACCCUGAAACGGAUUAGGGAAAAAAAGAAAAAGAAAAAGAAAAAGAAAAACUCAAAUUUUGAGGUUUUCUUGAAGAUGGGUCUCUCAAAUUUUCCCCCUUCAGCUGAAGGAGUGUUGCUGUUACCAGUUUUAGUGAUGAACACUGUAAUGUCAAUGGCGUUUUUGAAGAAUUUUGUGAGAUCUGUGAUACAAAUGAUGAGUGCAAGUGGGAAUACUUCGAGUUCUGAGGAAGAAUACGAUUGGGAAAAUGGAAGAGAAAGAAGAAUCUCAAUUACUCAGUUCAAAUCUUUGGGACAAAGCUUCAAUGGUGAAACAGAGGACUCCGUUUCAAGGUGUGUUAUGGCAGAAUGUUGUGUUUGUCUUUGUGGGUUUGAAGCUGAUGAAGAAGUUAGUGAGUUGUCUUGUAAGCACUAUUUUCAUAAAGCUUGUCUUUCUAAGUGGUUUGAUAAUAAUAAGCACUUUACUUGCCCUCUCUGUCGCUCCAUUGAAUAAUAUUUUAACUUCCCCACUGCUAAAUUGCAGUGCAGCUUUUUUAUGGGAAACUUCUGCUUUCGUUUCAACAAUUUUACGGAGUUUUUCUUCCUUCUUUUUUUCUGACAUUUCUUCUCUCUCUCUCUCUCUCCAUAUUUUAUUUUGAGUGAAAGGGGAUGAAGUUUUGUAUUAUCAUCACUUUUUCUUUUUGUAUUUGUAGUGUAUGAUGAAAGAUGAGGGAUGGUGGAAAUGUUUCUUUAUUUUUCUUUUCAGAUAAAUCAUUUACUGUUCUAUUGAGCUCCUAGCGAAACUUAAAGUGCCCAAAAACACCAAUUUAGAAUCCAAAAAUAGGAAAAGUGGUAGAAGGAGGACAAAACUGGGAAUUAAUUAGUGAAAGCAAGCAGAUUUAAAUGGCUUAUUAGCCAUUGAGUAGUCACAGCAGUCAAAACAAGCAGCUUUAAAUUUCUUAGAGCAGUUGGGCAGUACCAUAGAAGAAGAAGAAGAAGAAGAAGAACAGUGAAAGCAAGAAGCUUUAAAUGGCUUGGAGAAGUUGGGCAGUCAUAUUACAAGCAAUUCCAAAGUGGGACCUUUUUUUCUUCAGUGAAAAAUCUGGUUCAGAACUCAUUCGUGAUUCAACACAAGAAAUGUUAUGUGCUGGCCAAAUUGAUGACCAGAAGUUCAGCAAUGGGGCCUUGGGGACACAAUGAGAAGAGAAUUUGUGUCAAAUGUUUGUUACUUUCUCUUUCUAUCACAAAGAUUUGAAACUUGUCUGUACCUGUUAUAUUGAACCUUGAAGAAGGAUCUGCAAUGAACCAGAUGUGUCUUUCUUGUAUUUAUUUGAUUUGAUAUAACCAAAUAUGGAGGUAACUUAAUUCCACUGUCA
Molecule: messenger RNA, 1458 nt
Organism: Benincasa hispida (wax gourd)
Lineage: Eukaryota; Viridiplantae; Streptophyta; Magnoliopsida; Cucurbitales; Cucurbitaceae
Source: RefSeq, a predicted model, not a curated record